Messenger RNA from Rosa rugosa (rugosa rose), 1588 nucleotides. Its product is annotated as F-box protein At4g00755. The transcript has 6 exons. Bases 203 to 1276 code for a protein of 357 amino acids. NCBI's taxonomy places the organism in Eukaryota, Viridiplantae, Streptophyta, Magnoliopsida, Rosales, Rosaceae. The record is from RefSeq and is a predicted model, not a curated record. Gene Ontology annotation, molecular function: protein binding.
UGAUACACGCCAACCGCCAUUUCUCUGUUACGCUUAUCACUAUAACAAACCUUCUCUCCCUCCCCCUAUCUCUCUCUCUCUCUCUCCAUUCUUUAUUCUCUCUCUAGGGUUUUGCCCCUUUCACACACACCUACCCUUUUCUUCUUCUCCCCCCAAAAAGGUCUUAAGAGGCUGAGAAAGGCAUCCGGGUUUUGUUUAUUUUAUGUUGGAGUUCAUUCAUACGGCUCCAUGUAUGGAUUGGUUGAACGGGCUUGAACCUGACAUGUCCGUGAAGGUCCUAACUUGUUUGGACAAUCCAAAGGAUCUUGUUCGAAUUAGUACUGUCUCAUGCACUUGGCGUCAAAUUGUGGUAGAAAAUGGUCUGUGUAAGAAGCUUUGCUUGAGAAUGUUUCCUCAGUUAUCCAGAGUUGGUCAUGUGAUCGAGUCAAACAACUCUGAUGCCAAAGAUUACGCAGAAGUUGGAUCUAGCAAUUCAAAGGAAUGGGACACGUUGGAAAGGGAGCAUAGAGUCUAUGCCUUCUUAGCUCAUGCUUGUACAUCUUUCCCUGAGGGGGAUUGCAUUUCAAAGGCAAUCAGUGCUUCCAGCACUGACAAUUAUCCAGAGGAAAGCAUUGAACAUACUCUAGUGUUUAGUGUUGCGCGGAGAGCUUCAUACUGGUCAAGUAAAGGCCAAAAGAACCCUGCAGUGCCUGAGAUGCUGACAUACAAGUUGAAGUCUGAUUUUGUUAUAAUUACUGAAAUCAACAUACAUCCUUUCAAAGCUUACUUCCAGCAUGGGUCACCCAUAUAUUCUGCCCGUGGUGUUCGAUUUCGUAUGGGGCAUGCCAAAUUCCCUAUUGUAGAGAUUGACCCCAUGGAGGAAUCAUGCCAUGACGACAAGUUUGAGUGGACUCACACUUCGCAAGUGUUCCCAAUGGCUCAGAAAAACUGCUUGCAGACAUUCAAGCUUCCAGAACCAGUUCUUUGCAUAGGUGGAUUCUUGCAGAUUGAGUUAGUGGGGAGGGUUCAGAGACAAGAAAUGGAUGACCUGUUCUAUAUAUGCGUGUCUCACGUUCAAGUCAAGGGGAAGUCACUAGGACCUGCAUUUAGUGUUGAAACCAAUGUACCAUCUGGGCUGUUUGUGUUGAAGAGACAAACUAAGUUCAACCAACCAAGCUUACCUGAGAAUGAGUCCAAUGCUAUCUCCACUGGUGAUUUGGAGAGACACGGUAGAGAAAUGCUGCCCAUUGUGAAUGUGCUGCGUGCAAAUGUAGAUUUUGAGGAAUAUUAUGAAUGAGCUGAUGCCGAUUAUGAGACAGACGAGGAGUUUGCUGUCUAAAUUAUUUAUAUGCUUUUCAUUUUUCUAUAAAUCAAUUGGAUAGCAGCCCCAUAUGUGUCUACUUUUCUCGAGUGCUAUAGACUCACAGUGAGAGUGAGUGUCAUAAACUGUUGGUGUAGCUAUCUACCUAAGGUAUUAUACAAGUAUUAGUUGUUAUAUAAUGUAUCCUAAUAUUUAAGAAUCUGCUUGAUGGUGCUCUGGGUUUUGGGUGGUGUCCGACACCUAAAAUGUCAUCCUCAAUUCCCUUCUUAAAUUAUUUUUUGUAGUCCA